Messenger RNA from Micropterus dolomieu (smallmouth bass), 2315 nucleotides. It is a transcript of the gene pip4p2, whose product is annotated as phosphatidylinositol-4,5-bisphosphate 4-phosphatase 2. Gene Ontology annotation, molecular function: phosphatidylinositol-4,5-bisphosphate 4-phosphatase activity. NCBI's taxonomy places the organism in Eukaryota, Metazoa, Chordata, Actinopteri, Centrarchiformes, Centrarchidae. Gene Ontology annotation, biological process: phosphatidylinositol dephosphorylation. Bases 150 to 998 code for a protein of 282 amino acids. The transcript is spliced from 8 exons. The record is from RefSeq and is a predicted model, not a curated record. Gene Ontology annotation, cellular component: phagocytic vesicle membrane; plasma membrane; lysosomal membrane.
UGCCGUCACCGAGGCUGCUGGACGGGAGCAACUCGGCACCACCAACAACAACCAGCCGGCUGCUCCUCCGUGCUGAGGGAAGACUCGGUGCAGCCAGGAGCCUCCCCACCGCCUUUGCCCGUCCUUUCUCACCGUCCACGGUUAACGACAUGGCCUCCGACGGCAUGGACGAGCGAUCCCCGCUGUUGUCGGGCCCCAACUCGGAGAAUGUGACCCCCACAGCUCCCCCGUACCUGCAAGAUUCAAGUCCCCGAGCCGAACUACCUCCUCCUUAUACAGCCAUCGCCAGUCCCGACGCCGGCGGUGUGCCUGUCAUCAACUGCCGCGUAUGCCAGUCGCUCAUUAACCUGGAUGGAAAGCUGCAUCAGCACGUGGUCAAGUGCACUGUCUGCAAUGAAGCUACACCUAUCAAGAACCCCCCAACAGGGAAGAAAUAUGUGAGGUGUCCCUGUAACUGCCUGCUCAUCUGUAAAGACACGUCCAGGAGGAUAGGAUGUCCUCGACCAAACUGCAGACGCAUAAUCAACCUGAGCCCGGUGAUGGUAAUCCCCGAGGAGCAACCCGCCCAGCCGGCACUGCCUAUCCAACCUGAGGGGAUGAGGGUGGUCUGCGGUCACUGUGGCAACACCUUCCUAGGCAGUGAGGACGCCAGGUCAUCCCAGCCAAUGUCUGGCCUCCCCAGCGAUGGCUCUCCGCCAGCACAACAGCAGUGGAUGGAGCUUCGGUUUAACACGCUAGCCAAGUGUCCCCACUGCAAAAAAAUAUCUUCUGUUGGCAGUGCGCUCCCUAGAAGGCGCUGUUGUGCUUAUAUAACUAUAGGAAUGAUCUGCAUUUUCAUUGGAGUGGGUCUAACAGUUGGUACUCGGGGCUUUGCCAGUCGUUACAACGCCACCUAUGUAUCCUGGGCAUUCGCCUACCUGCUGGGCCUCAUCUGUCUGAUACGAGCCUGCUACUGGGGCGCUAUCAAAGUCAGCUACCCGGAGAACAGCUUUGCCUAGAGUGGGUUCGGCAUGGCGUGGCCCUGCACGGCUGGAAGAACAACCCCCACUUUUAAUUUUAUCAUCUUGUUCAGAUUUCAAAGUGGUCAUGUUCAGUGGAGCGGUACGUCUAUAGAGUGUCUGGACAGGAGUGUGUUGAAGAGUGUAUGAUGGAGAUGUAUCUUGUUGUGUCUGAAAUGUUUUGACUCACUGAACAAACCUAACGUAUGUCGAUCAAUCCUCCUACUAGUCCACGAGGACUCAAAUCCCGCCCAGGUAUUUCAGAAAUCCUGCAAAAUACAGAAUCAAGAACUGCGAAACUUCAGAAACUGAUUUUUCUUGGUGAAUGCCAAAAUAAGCUUGGUGAUUUAAAAAUAAUAGUAACUGGCUGGAUUUGUUCUUUCUGGACCAGUUUUGUUUUUGUUGUUGCCCGACUAACAUCAUGGUACCCACUUGAUUUCUUUUGUUACUGACCAGACCAAAAUGAGACAACCUCUGAAGAACCGUUUGCCCAUUGCACUACGACUAUAUGCAAUUGUAUGUGUUGUUUUGCUGCUAGUUAACUCCGGCUACAGAAAGCUGCAUAUCCAUACUGUAUUGUAACUAUUUACCUUGCCUGUGUACACUGACAUAGUAUUGCUAUAUGAUUUUAACUCUUGAAAUGAUUUUUAAAUACCCAUGUGUGCCAACUUUGCUGCCCAGUAUUAGUCAAGAAGAGCAUCAAAUCAACAGGAGCUUGUUUUUGUUUUUUUAUCACAGUGUUAAUUCUUUGUGCCAUGCAGCUUUUAACUCACUACAGCAAUAACCCUUUUAGUUACUUUGAACCCUACCUGCAGAACCGUCCCAGUGUUCUUCACUGCAUUUUUGUUGCCUUCUGACUAGUGGAAAAUGAAAACAUAGUGGCUUACAUUUGCAAUGUUGACUUGUUUAUGUUCUGUCACAGAGGUGGUGUGUUUUCUGUGCCACAGAGGGAGCUGAAGCGUACGAUGUUCCUGUCUUUGCUCCUUCUGCCUGUGAGUUAGAAUGUAAAUCCUCCUCCUCCCCUUCGCUGUCUGACCUCCAGUGAACUCUGUGCUAGCUAGAAUCGCUAUAGGCUAACUCAGCAUUCUGUCUCUUGACCAGUGGGCACAGUCCUAACCUUGUUUUGAAUGUGAUGAUGAUGAUGAUGAUGAUGAUGAUGAUGAUGAUGAUGAUGAAGCAGAAAAUAAUAUAAAAAAAACUUUGUACAUAGGUCAAAUUCAGGACUUUGAAAACUGUAGUGAGAGGUGGAAGAAGAGGGUGGCUCGUGGGUCUUUCUAAAAAUGAUAAUUUAUCAAUAAAAUGCAGAAACUGCCUGUA